AUGUCAACUUCUGCAUCAAAACGUCGCCAUUCGCUCGGAACUCCAUUAAGAAACCUCAGAGAAACGAAUGCUCCUUUAAACGACGACGCCUCAGAGCUCAGAACGCGUAGAAAAUCUUUAGCAGACUCAAUGCGAAGAAAAUCCUUAAAUGUUUCUGGAGGUAAUAGCGCUCCUGUUAGAGCCGGUAGUUCGGGUAGUCAAAACGCGUCAACUCCAAGCCAAAGAAACUCGAUUAAACCUUUGGAAGUAGUCACUCCUGUUCAAAAGAUACCAGAUGAACAAAUGCAUAUUAAUUUUGAAGAAUGGAUGAAAAUGGCGACCGAUAAC
This is a messenger RNA of Funneliformis mosseae, 327 nucleotides long. Lineage: Eukaryota; Fungi; Glomeromycota; Glomeromycetes; Glomerales; Glomeraceae. The record is from the annotation of a GenBank genome assembly.